Octodon degus (degu) is the source of this 3560-nucleotide messenger RNA. It is a transcript of the gene Sigirr, whose product is annotated as single Ig and TIR domain containing. The transcript is spliced from 9 exons. NCBI's taxonomy places the organism in Eukaryota, Metazoa, Chordata, Mammalia, Rodentia, Octodontidae. The coding region runs from base 2190 to 3425 and encodes 411 amino acids. Gene Ontology annotation, biological process: signal transduction. The record is from RefSeq and is a predicted model, not a curated record.
AACAAAACAGGACUCCACUUCUGAGCAUGGCACCUUAGGGGCAUAGGGAAGGCAGGUUCUGCUGUCCAGAUGUCCCUGUGUGGGAGAUGCUUCUGACUGCAGGUCUCUUGCUUGAGCCCCUGCACAUCACAGCAAACCUCUGCCCCCAGCAACCCUCCCCACACUGCACACAGGGAGAGGAAGGUUGGGGGGCUGGGGCAGCCCCAGAGGAAGGGGCCACGUGACUCAAAGUUACAGGAAGACGCUGCUGGCGUCGUGAGAGCCACCAACUGCCCGCCCCACCAGGGAAGGGGGGUGCCUGGGUGGGGUUUAGGCUCAGGAGAGGAUGUGACUGCAACGCCAGGAAGCUACGGGGAAAGCUCUGAUUAGAACAUAUCAACAAAAGCCAGGUCUUCUCUGAGCUUGGCUAUGUCUCACAAGCAGCUGAGGGUCUGUGGACACUACUUGCAGCCUAUCUGAAGAGAGACCUUGCUCCCAUCACAUGAGUGACCUUAAUGACCGACUUCCAGGAGGAAAGAGCUGGAACCAGGUGACGGUACCCUGCCUCUGGGCUGAGUAAGCAUGCAGGGCCAGAUCUGUCUUUGGGGCUGGGCCUGAGGGAGGCCACAGUGCUUGGGCUGCAUGCUUGCCCGCACACAUGUGUUUGUGUGUGUGUGUGUGUGUGUGUGUGUGUGUGUGUGUGUGCAUGCGAGUGGCAGCAGGAGUGCAUUGUGUGUGCUUGUGGCCAAUUUUGGUAGGAGUAUGGCAGUGUGUGCGGCUUGGCCUCGUCUCGUCACUUGGCACCAGGAGGCGUGUAGGGCGGGAUGUGUGUACGGAGGAUGUGGGUGUGCCAAGACCUGCCCAGCCCAGUGCAAUGGGGGAGGGGAGAGGGACCUGCUGCUCCCCUGGGUCAGAUUCUUUCACUUUGGCCUUGCCUUCCAGGAAGGUCUAAAAUGGACUUUUGGGGGUUUCAUGGGGAUGUCAAGGGGUCACUGUAGGAGAUGCCACAGGACCUACUGGGCUGGCUGUUCACCCCCUAGUCGUGUGGUGAAGGGUCAGGUGCAUGAGAGAUUAUAUCCUCUUUAGCCCCCGUGAGGAGGUUAUUCUAUGUCAAGGAAUUUCACGGGACUACUCUCCAUUCUGAAGGGCUCUAGAGGAAUCUUCUUACUAGCCCCAGUGGAAAUGUGUUAUACCAUCUCCAGAGGAAAUUUUGUCCAGCCAACCAUGGGGUUCCUGGCUGUGUCACCACAUGCAAAAGGAAUGGGGCAAUGGAUAAGAUGCUCCUUCCUACAAAGCCUCAGAGUCUCAGGAGCAGAGAUGUCUUCAGGAGCUUAGGCACAAGAUUCGGCACUUGAUCUCAUGUCCUUGCUGCCUUGUGUCCACUCUGCAGGGAGGGAGUAGAUGCUUGAUAAAUCCCUGUUGGGCAGACAGGUGAACCCAGGGCCCUGAACUAACAAAGUACAGUAUCUUGGCACCUCUUUGCAGCCAUGUCACUGCAAAGCUUUUGAGCCACAAAGUAUAUGUCACUGCCACUGUGGGAUGAGAAUGGCUCAGAAGAAUCACCUGGGGUGGGAAGAUACAAGAGAAAGGGUGCUCAAGAGGUCCUCUGGUGUACCCUCAGAGACCAGCUAAUCCUGGGGGUGUCCAUGAGGCUGAUAUGUCUACAUGUACCUGUGUAUGCUUGCUUGCACCCAGAACAAAACCCCACAUCGAAGAGUAGGUUUGGGCCAGUCAGGUAGCCAGGACUUAUCACAUGUCAGGGACACCUGGUUCACACCUCACAACUAUCAGGCCUGGCUGUACACCCCAGAUACAACAGUCUACUGCAAGGACAGCGAGGAAGGAGGCCAUCUGCCACCUUGUGAGAUGAAGUCCCACCAGGUACAUGUCCAUAGCACCCCUGGGUCUCAUGGUGGCCCAGUAUAUGCGAAGGUGGUCCUGAGCUUGAAGUCCUUCCUCUACCUCUAGCUGUGUGAGGCAGUGCCCACUGUGACUGACAGUUAUUGGUUAACUCAUCCUGUUCCUGUUUAACUUGCUCUUGGGGAUGGCAGAAUUCUCUGACCUUUCCAGGCACCCUGUCUAACCAGCCACAAGGACAAAGACAGACCUUGCCCAGCCUUUGGUGGACUCAUUUUCUCUGUUAAGGAGCUCUGUGGAGCAGAGGUGGCCCCAGAAUCCAACCUGAACUGAAGAGGCCCCAGCCAGAGGCCAUGGCAGGUGUCUGUGGCAGGGCCCCAGACUUCCUCUCCCCAGCUGAAGACCAGGCCCUAGGGCCUUCCCUGGGCAGUGCAGUUGCUCUGAAUUGCACAGCUUGGGUGACCUCCGGGCCCCACUGUCCUCCACCUCAUUUAGUCCAAUGGCUAAAAGAUGGGUCUCCACUGGGCAGCAUAAGCCACUACCAUGAGGACUUCUGGGUCCAGACCAAAGUCUCAGAGGUGCUUGUGUCCAGUGUCCUGUACAUCAACGUGACUAAAGCUGAGGACUAUGGGACCUUCGCUUGCUCUGUCCACAAUGUCAGCUCCUCCUCUUUUAUUCUGCAGAGAGCUGGCCUGGCGGGCCACGUGGCUGCGGUGCUGGCUGCCCUCCUGGUCCUUCUAGUCUUGCUGCUCGCGGGGCUGCUCUAUGUGAAGUGUCGUCUCAACGUGCUGCUUUGGUACCAAGACACACAUGGAGAGGUGGAAAUGAACGACGGAAAGCUCUACGACGCCUUCGUCUCCUACAGCGAUUGCCCAGAGGACCGCAAAUUCGUGAACUUCAUCUUAAAGCCGCAGCUGGAGCGGCGUCGGGGUUACAAACUCUUCCUGGACGACCGGGACCUCCUACCCCGCGCUGAGCCCUCGGCCGACCUCCUGGUGAACCUGAGCCGGUGCCGGCGCCUCAUAGUGGUGCUUUCGGACGCCUUCCUGGGACGGCCCUGGUGCAACCACAGCUUCCGGGAGGGCUUGUGCCGGCUGCUGGAGCUGACGCGCAGACCCAUUUUCAUCAUCUUCGAGAGUACUCGGCGCGAUCCUGCGCACCCUGCGCUGCGUCUGCUGCGUCAGCACCGCCACCUGGUCACCCUGCUACUCUGGAGGCCGGGCUCCGCGAUGCUGUCCUCCGAUUUUUGGAAAGAGCUGCAGCUUGCACUACCGCGGAAAGUGCAGUACAGGCCGGCAGAGGGGGACCCCCAGAUCCACCUUCAGGAUGACAACGACCCCAUGCUGAUUGUACGAGGCUGUGCCGCUGAGAGCCGGGCUCUGGAGCGGGAGCGGGAGCUGGACCUCGACCCGGAGGGAGACCUGGGUGUACGAGGGCCUGUCUUUCGGAAGCCACCAGCUCCACUGCAUGCAAGUGGGGUCUCAAUGAGAGAGGGCUGUGGCAGCGAGAUGGACAUCUCUGACCUUGGCUCCCGAAACUACAGUGCCCGCACAGAUUUCUACUGCCUGGUGUCUGAGGAGGACGUGUAGCCCUUGCUCCAGCCCGGGAGCCAGGAGCAGGCAGGUUUCUGCCAUGCAGGAUGACAAACCCUGCCUGUAGCCCAGGGCCCCUCAGGGAAGGGGUGUGGGCCAAAGAUGCCAGGAAAUAAAGUCCUUUGGCUUCUA